CUCCUUCUCCUUCUCUCCAACUCGAAACACCUCUCUCUCUCUCUCUCUCUCUCUCUCUCUGCUUGAUUUGAUUUGGUUCUUUCUAAUUUGAAAUGGAGACUUUGCGGUUGGAUUUGAAGAAAGAAUCAGAGGUCAUAAGAGAAGACGACGAGUUCUACGAGGGGAUCGAGGCCCCGAAGUUCGUAGAUCUAACGGCUCCCAAUCACUCUCGGCCCGACGAUGGCUCCUGGUUCUGCGCUCGAAUCGGUUGCGAUCAAAAUCACGAACAAGUCGAUCCCGAUGCUCUGUACAAAAGUUUCCUGCUUCGGGUUAUGGCGGCAAGAAGCCCCAAUGUUCGGCUUCAGAAGACGCUAUCUCGACGAGAUCCAAGGUCAAUACCAAAAUGUCCUCAAUCCGCACCUGCGAAGUCGGCGAAGAGUAGGAUAAUUAGACUAAGCACUGUAACUUCAAUACCGGAGAAGAUGCUUAGAUCCAAGCUUAAAGAUCACCCGAUUUCGAAAUUGAACUCGACCCCCUCCGCCAACCGAUUAAAUGCGAGAGAAAAAGAUCUUACAAGCGAAAAGUGCUUGACGACACCGAGGAACAGGAACUGCUUAACCAAGAAAGAGCCGUUUCUAAGCGCAAAACAUCAUCACAAAGCACUAUUUUCAAAUAUAAAAGAGGAAAAAAUUGAAAGUAUGACUCCUUCUGAUGGCCGAAAUCAAGUUUCUGAGGUUUGUAAUAAGAUGAGGAAGCUCAAUAUUAGUAGUUUAAGAAAGGAUGUGCCUAGUAGAUACCUUUGCAUUUCCUCUACUUCGAAGGCUACUUCGGGAAAAGGUGAAGAGUCUGCGAUCAAGAGCGCAAAGAAAGGUAACGAGUCUGCGAUGAAUUUGAAGAAGAAGAAGAAGAGAAUGAGUUGUUCGCUGAAAUCUGAUCGAAUUACGGGUCGAAAGUGUAACAUUAAUGAACCUAACGAGGCUGAGGUCGAUGACAAGUCGGGCGGUAGUUCAAGUAUUUCAAAGGGCGAUGCGGAGGCUUCCUCUUUGGAAGAAUCAACUUCAGUUGAAAGGGAGAAGGAAGACAUCGAAAAGGAUUCCGACGAUAACAAGGAAAACCUUUCGGAAAAUGAUAAAACUGGCGAUGCUAGAGAAGAAACUUUGGAGAAGAUAAACCAAAAAGGCCAGAAAUUGCAGUCGGAGAAUUGCGGGAGUAUUCCUCAAAAGACACUUAAUGCAUCAUAUAAAACCUCUAAAGGAUGUCUAAAGGAUGGAGGGAAGUGCAAGAGAACGACAAACCCGAGGCCGUUCCGACUCAGAACUGAUGAAAGAAGUAUCCUUAAAGAAACGAAUUCCGACAGACGACGGCUCCAGAUUGGACCUCUGGAGAAAGAAGGCCAUGGAGACGGAGUGCGGCAAAAUGAGAACUCUUCCCACAAGCAGGGCAACCAAAAUGAUGUGGACCAAAAAGAUGCAAGUGUUCACGGCAACAAAAGCAAAACUGAUCGAACUAGGACAGGAAGAAUUGUACAAUCCAAAUUGUUCAUCAACACAAAGUGCGAGAAGUUGGAAAGUCACAAGGAGAAGGUAAUGAAGAAAUCAAAGAAGGAGAUUGCAAAAGUGGGAUCACCUAAGAAAACUAUAAAGACUACAAGUUCUACAUCAGCAAAGAAAGGGCCAUUCUGCAAAUCGGAAAAAGAGAAGGGAAAUUCCGCCAAUAGAGCGAAAAUUUCGAAAGGAGUAAGAUCUACGACGGUACCGAAAGAGCCGAAAUUUCAACAAAUACACUUCCCCAAGGGUUGCACAAAGAGGCCACAGAUAGUGAUGAAUGUGAACUAAAGGGUUCAAUUUUUAUUCCCCUGCAUUCAAUCAUUAUAUUGAAUUCACUUUGGGUGGCUUUUUGGUAGUUACAUAGAAUGGGAACAAUCUUAGUAUGGAAAUGUUAUAUUGCCCCUUUGAUACUUAGAAUUACUACCCUAGGAAAAACAACUAAGUUGCCCACUUGAUGUGUGAUAUGGGUGUUCUUAGAAUUGCUAUUGAAUGGGAAUGAUCUUGUUAAAUUUGAUGUAACACUCUCAUUGAGGAGAAUGAGGAAUCCUAACUGAGAUUUAUUAGUGUAGUUUUCUACUAGAAAAUAAGAGUAGGAAUUU
Messenger RNA from Ananas comosus (pineapple), 2125 nucleotides. RefSeq names its product E3 ubiquitin-protein ligase RBBP6. The transcript is spliced from 11 exons. The record is from RefSeq and is a predicted model, not a curated record. Lineage: Eukaryota; Viridiplantae; Streptophyta; Magnoliopsida; Poales; Bromeliaceae. Bases 93 to 1814 code for a protein of 573 amino acids.